Molecule: messenger RNA, 5440 nt
Organism: Peromyscus californicus insignis
Lineage: Eukaryota; Metazoa; Chordata; Mammalia; Rodentia; Cricetidae
Product: histone H3.3A-like
Exons: 1
Coding region: 4702-5112 (136 amino acids)
Cellular component (GO): nucleosome
Molecular function (GO): protein heterodimerization activity; structural constituent of chromatin; DNA binding
Source: RefSeq, a predicted model, not a curated record
UGCUUGCCCCAAUGAUACCCUGUGGCACCAUGACCACCUAAGCCAUAUGCCUGCUCCUGGACCAAUAGGGAAGAAGAGCAACCACAAAAACCAGAGGCCCCACAUGCACCAAUUGGAAGAAGAGCAAGCUGGAGCUCCAUCUGUUCUGAUUAAAGGAAGAAAUGAGUAGACAGCAGUGUAAGAACACAUUAAACGACAUAAAGAGCAAUACAAUACCACCAGAACCUAAUGAUCCUACAAUGGCAAGACCUGGAAAUCUCAAAGCAGAUGAUCCAGAAGAAAAUGACCUUAAGAACAACUUUAUGAAGAUGAUAGAGGCCCUAAAAGACAAAAUGAAAAAUUCCCUUAAAGAAACGGAGGAAAAGAUAAAAAAAAAAUUGGAAGAAAACAAGAAAUCUCUUAAAGAAACUCAAGAAAAAAAUAAUCAAACAGGUGAAGGAAGCAGUUCAAGACUUGAAAAUUGAAAUAUAAGCAAUAAAGAAUACACAAACUGGGGAAAUUCAGAAAAAGGAAGAUCUGAGUAAAUGAACAGAAACUACAGAGGCAAGCAUAAACAACAGAGUACAAGACAUGGAGGAGAGAAUCUCAAGCAUUGGGAAUUCCAUAGAAUUGGUCAAAGAAAAGGUUAAAUCCAGCAAAUUUUUAACACAAAACAUCUAGAAAAUCUAGGACACCAUGAAAAUACCAAACUUAAGAAUAAUAGGGAUAGAAGGAGAAUUUCAGCUCAAAUGCACAUAAAAUAUAUUCAACAAAAUUAUGGAAGAAAACUUUCCCACCUAAAGAAAGACAUGCCUAUGAACGUACAAGAAGCAUACAGAACACCAAAUAGAUUGGACCACAAACAAAGUCCCCUCACCAUAUAAUAGUCAAAACACUAAACAUACAAAAUAAAGAAAUAAUAUUAAGAGCUGCAAAGGAAAAAUGUCAAGUAACAUAUAAAAGCAGACCUAUCAGAAUUACACCCAACUUCUCAAUGGAAACUCUGAAAGCCAGAAGGUUCUGGAGAGUUGUUCUGCAGAUACAUAGAGACCACAGAUGCCAGCACAGACUACUAUAUCCAACAAAGCUUUCAAUCACCAUAGAUGGAGAAAACAAGAUAUUCCGUGACACAACCAGAUUUAAACAUUACUUAUGCACAAAUCCAGCCUCACAGAAAAUACUAGAAGGAAAACUCCAGCCCAAGGAAGUUAGCUGCAACCACCAAAACACAAGCAAUAAAUAACCUGACACCAGCAAAUCCCAAAGAAGAGAAACACACACACUACCACCAAAAAAAUGUCAGGAAAUAACAAUCACUGAUCAUUAAUAUUCCUUAAUGUCAAUGGAUUCAAUUUGCCUAUAAAAAGACACAGGCUAACAGAAUGGAUAUGAAAACAAGAUCGAUCAUUCGGGUGCAUACAAGAAAUACACCUCAGCUUCAAAGACAGACACUACCUCAGAGUAAAGGGUUGGGAAAAACAUUCUAAUCAAAUGGGCCUAAGAAACAAGCUGGUGUAGCUAUCUUAAUAUUUAACAAAAAAGACUUCAAACUAAAAUCAAUCAAAAGAGAUGAAGAAGGGCAUUUUAUAUACAACACAGGAAAAAUCCAUGAAGGUGAAGUUUUAAUUCUAAACAUUUAUGCCCCAAAUACAAGGGCACUUACAUUUGUAAAAGAAAUUUUACUAAAGGUCAAAUCACACAUGAAACCCCACACACUAGUAGUGGGAGACUUCAACACCCCACUCUCACCACUGGACAAGUCUGCCAAACAGAAACUUACCAGAGAAAUAAGGGAACUAACAGAUACUAUGACUCAAAUGGACCCAACAGACAUCUAUAAAAACAUUUCACCCAAACACAAAAGAAUAUACAUUCUUUUCAGCACCCCAUGGAAUCUUCUCCAAAACUGAUCACAUACUCAGUAACAAAACAAAUCUCAACAGAUACAAAAUAAUUGGAAUAACCCCCUGGAACUUAUCAGACCAUCAUGGCUUAAAGCUAGAGUUCAAUAACAACACAAAAUUCAGAAAGUCUACCAACUCAUGGAAACUGAACAAUGCUCAGCUGAAUCACUACUGCAGUCAAAGAAGAAAUAAAGAAAGCAAUUAAAGACUUCCUAGAAUUCAAUGAAAAUGAUGGCAGAACAUACCCAAACUUAUGGGACACUAUGAAAGCAGUGCUAAGAGGAAAGUUCAUUCACUAAGUGCAUACAUAAAGAAUGUGAAGAAAUCUCACACUAGUGACUUAACAGCACACCUGAAAGGUCUUGUCCAAAAAGAAGUUAACUCACCCAAGAGGAGCAGAUUACAGGAAAUAAUAAAACUGAGGGAUGAAAUCAAUAAAAUAAAAACAAAGAGAACAAUACAAAGAAUCAAUAAAACAAAGAGUUGGUUCUUCAAGAAAAUCAACAAGAUAGACAAAUCCUAUCCAAACUAACCAAAAAGCAGAGAGAGAAUACCCAAAUUAACAAAAUCAGAAAUGAAAAGGCGGACAUAAUAACAGACACUGAGGAAAUCUAGAGAUUCAUUAGGUCAUACUUUGAAAACACAUACUACACAAAAUUGAAAAAUGUAAAAGAAAUAGACAAUUUUUUAGAUAGGUACCACAUACCAAAAUUAAAUCAAGAUCAAAUAAUUUAAAUAGACCUAUAACCCCUAAGGAAACAGAAGCAUUAACCAAAAACUUCCCAACUAAAAAAAAGCUCAGAGCCAAAUGAUUUCUACACAGAAUUCUACCAGAAUUUCAAAGAAGAGCUAAUACCAAUACUCCUCAAAUUGUUCCAAACAAUAAAAAUAGAAGGAACAUUGCAAACUCUUUUACUAGGCUACAGUUACCCAGAUACCCAAACCAUAUAAAGAUGCAACUAGAAAAGAGAAUUACAAUCUCUCUCAUGAAUAUUGAUGCAAAAAUUCUCAAUAAAAUACUAGCAAACCAAAUCCCAGAACCCACCAAAAAAUUCAUUCACCAUGAUCAAAUAGGCUUCAUCCCAGAGAUUCAAGGAUGGUUCAACAUACAAAAAUCUGUCUACGUAAUCUACCAUAUAAACAAACUGAACGAAAAAAGCCACAUGAUCAUCUCAUUAGAUGCUUUUGAAAAAAAUCCAAUACCUCUUCAUAAUAAAGGUUCUAGAGAGAUCAGGGAUACAAGGAACAUGCCCUAUCAUAAUCAAGGCAAUAUACAACAAUCCAACAACCAAUAUCAAACUAAAUGGAGAGAAACUCAAAGUGAUUCCAUAAAAAUCAGGGACAAGAUGAUGCUGUCCACUCUCUUCACACCUAAUUCUAAAUAGAGCAAUAAGAAACAAAAUGAGAUCAAGGGGAUACAAAUUGGAAAGGAAGAAGUCAAACUUUUGCUAUUUGCAGAUGAUAUGAUAGUAUACAUAAGUGACCAAAAAAAUUUUACCAGAAACUCCUACAGCUGAUAAACACCUUUAGUAAUGUGGCAGGAUACAAGAUUAACUCAAAAAAAAUCAGCAUUCCUCCUAUAUACAAAUGAUAAAUAGGCUGAGAAAGAAAUCAGAGAAACAUCACCCUUUACAGUAGCUACAAAUAACAUAAAAUAUCUUGGGGGUAACUCUAACCAAACAAAUGAAAGACUUGUAUGGCAAGAGCUUUAAGUCUUUGAAGAAAGAAAUUGAAGAAGAUAUCAGAAAAUGGAAAGAUCUCCCAUGUUCUUGGAUAGGUAGGAUCAACAUAGUAAUAAUGGCAAUCUUACCAAAAGCAAACUGCAGAUUCAAUGCAAUCCUCAUCAAAAUCUCAAUGCAAUUCUUCACAGACCUUGAAAGAACAAUACUCAACUUUAUAUGUAAAAACAAAAAACCUAUACAAUAAAGGAACUUCUGGAUGCAUCACCUAUCCCUGACUUCAAGCUCUACUAUAGAGCUAUAAUAAUAGAAACAGCUAGGUAUUGGCAUAAAAACAGACAUAUUGAUCAAUGGAAUCAAAUCAAAGACUUAAUACACAUACCUACAAACACCUGAUUUUUGACAAAGAAGCCAAAAUUAUAUAAUGGAAAAAAGAAGGCACCUUCAACAAAUGGUGCUGGCAUAACUGGAUAGCUACAUGUAGAAGAAUGCAAAUAUAUCCAUAUCUAUCCCCAUGCACAAAACUCGAGUCUAAAUGGAUCAAAGACCUCAGCAUAAAUCCAGUGACACUGAAUCUUAUAGAAGACAAAGUGGAAGUAGCCUUGAACGCAUUGGCACAGGAGAACACUUCCUAAAUAUAACAACAGUAGCACAGACACUGAGAGCAACAAUUAAUAAAUGGGACCUCCUGAAACUCAGAAACUUCUGUAAGGUCAAGGACACUGUAAAUAAGACAAAAUGGCAGCCUACAAAUGGGAAAAGAUCUUCACCAACCCCACAUCUGAUAGAGCGUUGAUCUCUAAAAUAUGUAAAGAACUCAAGAAACUAGACAGCAAAAUAACAAAUAAUCCAAUUAUAAAAUGGGCUACAGAGCUAAACAGAGAAUUCUCAACAGAAGAAUCUCAAAUGGCCACAAGACAUUUAAGGAAAUGUUCAACAUCCUUAGCCAUCAUGGAAAUGCAAAUCAAAACGACUCUGAGAUACCAUUUUACACCUGUCAGAAUGGUUAAGAUCAAAAACACAGUUGAGGUGUUCGCAGCCGUGGCCGCGCUGCCACCGCUCCCUAACAUCAGCGCCGCCUCUCGCUUGCAGAGCUCCAGCCGAAGGAGAAGGGGGGUAAGUAAGGAGGUGCCCAUACCAUGGGUCCUACAAAGCUGACUGCCGGCAAAUCCACCGGUGGUAAAGCACCCAGGAAACAACUGGCUACUAAAGCCGCUCACAAGAGUGCGCCCUCUACUGGAGGGGUGAAGAAACCUCAUCGUUACAGGCCUGGUACUGUGGCACUCCGUGAAAUCAAACGUUAUCAGAAGUCCACUGAACUUCUGAUUCGCAAGCUCCCCUUCCAGCGUCUGGUGCGAGAAAUUGCUCAAGACUUCAAAACAGAUUUGCGCUUCCAGAGUGCAGCUAUUGGUGCUUUGAAGGAGGCAAGUGAGGCCUAUCUGGUUGGCCUUUUUGAAGAUACCAACCUGUGUGUUAUCCAUGCCAAAUGUGUAACAAUUAUGCCAAAAGAUAUCCAGCUAGCACGCCGCAUAUGCGGAGAACGUGCUUAAAAGUUCACUAUGAGGGGAAACAUUUCAUUCUCAAAAUUUUUUUUUCCUCUUCUUCCUGUUAUCAGUAGUUCUGAAUGUUAGAUAUUUUUUCCAUGGGGUCAAAAGGUACCUAAGUAUAUGAUUGCCAGUGGAAAAAUAGGGGACAGAAAUCAGGUAUUGGCAGUUUUUCCAUUUUCAUUUGUGUGUGAAUUUUAAUAUAAAUGCAAGAUGUAAAGCAUUAAUGCAAGCAAAAUGUUUCAGUGAACACAUUUCAACAGUUCAACUUUAUAACAAUUAUAAAUAAACCUGUUAAAAUUUUCUGGACAAUGCCAGCAUUUGGAUUUUUUAA